Messenger RNA from Pisolithus orientalis, 934 nucleotides. RefSeq lists its product as uncharacterized. NCBI's taxonomy places the organism in Eukaryota, Fungi, Basidiomycota, Agaricomycetes, Boletales, Pisolithaceae. The coding region runs from base 177 to 851 and encodes 224 amino acids. The transcript is spliced from 17 exons. The record is from RefSeq and is a predicted model, not a curated record.
GUUUGGCCCUCGUCGGGGGUUUGGUUUCCGCCAUGCUCUAUGGCACAACAACUCUCCAGGGGUGUUUUAAAUGGAAUGUUCAGGGUGAUGCUCGACUUACCGGCCACAUAGACCUACAUAUAUUACAUGCACUACUCUGAUGACGCCUCGACCAUGAAGUCUGUGGUCGCUGCCGUAUGGAUUCUCGAUACUCUGCAUGUCUCGUUCAUGUGUCAUAUCUUGUAUCAUUACCUGGUGAAACUAGCAGCCUAAUCCUUGUAAUUCUCAUGGUCAAACUACCGCAGAUAACCAAUUAUGGUGUCCCAACAAGUCUGGAGUAUAUCGUCUGGUUCGGAGUCUUGAUUUUUGUGGUUCAAUGUUUCUUCGUGCGUCAAAUAUAUUACCUUUGCCGCCCUCGGGUGAAGUGGUUGGUGACCGUUCCAAUUAUACUAUUAGUGCUCGCUCACUCCGGUCUUGGCAUAGAUGCAUCCGCACAGGAGUUUGUUGAUCCCAGCGCCAGCAUCCUUGCACAGAUUAAGUUUGCGAGGGUGACGCCCGCUUUUGCCAUGAUCGCACUAGCUGAGGUUCUGAUUACGGUGUCACUCUGCAUACUUUUCUAUCAUGGUGGUUCUGGCGCCGCAUUCCCGAGCACGAAGCGUCUCCUGAACACGCUUAUUAUUUAUGCUGUUAACCGGUGUUUGCUGUCCUCACUAGUUGCUAUUGUAGACCUCUUAGUCACCGUUGAGGACCAAAGCACCUGGUCACUGGGAUUGAGUUUCGUGAUGGCAAAGUUAUAUGCCAAUUCACUUCUAGCAUCAUUGAACUCCCGAGAACACCUUCGAUCCCGGGCUGCAGCUUCCGCAGAAUGCUGAGAACUCAGAGGAUAGAGCAAGGCAGCUUGACAUGCCCGAAAUGGCUGUUAUCGAUCUUACCCCCAAUCCCGCACUUGAUAAGA